UCCGUUCGCUUUCACUGCGCGCACGGGUUUGACACCCGAACACUCGCGUAGAUGUUAGACUCCUUGGUCCGUGUUUCAAGACGGGUCGUUUACAACCAUUAUGCCAGCGUCCGUGCCGAAGCGCGUUCCUCGGUCCAGGCUGGCAGCAUUGCACCCCCGGCUAUAAGGUGCCCCGAAGGGCACUACAUUCCGGGGCCUUUGACCUGCCGCCCAAACGACGCUGGCCCGCCCACGGGGAAGUACACCGGCACGAAUGCCGGCUGAACCCCGCGGCGAGUCUGGUCGCAAGCGCUUCCUUUCAACAAUUUCACGUGCUUUUUAACUCUCUUUUCAAAGUGCUUUUCAUCUUUCGAUCACUCUACUUGUGCGCUAUCGGUCUCCGGCCAGUAUUUAGCUUUAGAUGAAAUUUACCACCCAUUUAGAGCUGCAUUCCCAAACCAACUCGACUCGUCGAAGGAGCUUCACACGGACGCGGACACCCCGUCCCAGACGGGAUUCUCACCCUCUAUGACGGCCCGUUCCAGGGCACUUAGACGGGGCCGCACCCGAAGCAUCUCUGCAAAU
Molecule: messenger RNA, 564 nt
Organism: Aspergillus steynii IBT 23096
Lineage: Eukaryota; Fungi; Ascomycota; Eurotiomycetes; Eurotiales; Aspergillaceae
Exons: 1
Coding region: 52-264 (70 amino acids)
Source: RefSeq, a predicted model, not a curated record